Molecule: messenger RNA, 4004 nt
Organism: Plodia interpunctella (Indianmeal moth)
Lineage: Eukaryota; Metazoa; Arthropoda; Insecta; Lepidoptera; Pyralidae
Exons: 5
Coding region: 241-1947 (568 amino acids)
Biological process (GO): transmembrane transport
Cellular component (GO): membrane
Molecular function (GO): transmembrane transporter activity
Source: RefSeq, a predicted model, not a curated record
GCCAUGUAGAUUUAAACUGAAAAUAACUGGUUUUAUACUGAAAUAUAAUAUACACAAUAACUGAUGAUGGGAAGAAAAUAUAUGUGCAACAAGAAAAAAGAGAUAAAAAAAAUAUCUUUUCUUGGAUGUAAUACUUAGGUAAUUAAUGACAGCAUAAGAGGUCACCAAACCCUUCUGAAUUGAUAAAUGAUUGACGGUUUCUAGGUACAUAAGAUUAUUCCACGAGACUUUCCUUGAACAAUGGAGAACCUCGGAAACAGACAAACAAAUACACAAAGGAAACAACACGUAUCCAUCAUGGACAAGGACGUCGCACUUGAGGAGAUGAUGGGGAAACUCGGAGACUUCGGGAGGUACCAAUGUUUCCAGUUCAUCCUGCACAUCCUGAGUGCCUUGACUGCUGGCAUGCACAUGCUGUCCUUGGUCACGGUGGCUGCGGUGCCUGACCACAGAUGUGCCGUCCCGGGAGUAGACACCGCCAAUUAUACAGAACUGUGGAAUUCUUCGUUUAUAUUAAACGCUAUCCCUCUGAACGAGCAUGGGAAACUCGAUGAAUGCAAGAUUUAUGGAGAUAACCAAACGGUCGAGGAAUGCAUUUCUUGGAUCUAUGAUACUCAGUACUACACAUCAUCCCGCGGCAUCGAAUGGGAUUUCGUGUGCAGCAGACGUUGGAUGGGUGCUGCAACGCAAACCGCUUACAUGUUUGGUGUCGUGGUCGGCUCUCUCGUCAUCGGAAGACUUUCUGACAAAUUUGGAAGGAAAACUGCUUUUGUCUGGGCCGGACUCUUGCAAUUAUUGUUUGGCGUUUCGGUCGCUUUUAUAACAGAAUAUUACACAUUAAUCAUCUUCAGAUUCAUGUAUGGCAUAUUUGGCUCUGGUUCAUAUAUUGCUGGAUAUGUAUUGGCCAUGGAAAUUGUUGGCCCAAGCAAACGCACAAUUUGUGGAGUCAUAUUUCAAAUUAUGUAUGCCGUGGGAAUAAUGUUACUGGCCGCAUGGGGAUAUCUCAUAGACAACAGAUUCUACUUACAAAUCGUGUAUGCAUUACACGCAGUGAUCUUACUUCCGCAUUGGUUGAUAAUGGACGAGUCCCCUAGGUGGCUCUGGGCUCAGGGGCGAGCUCGAGAAUCUGUAGCAAUAAUAGAGAAGGCUUUAAAAAUGAACGGGUCCCAUGAGAUAAUAGACACCCCUGCUCUGGUGUCUCACUGCAAGGCUACCUGUGCAAAGUAUACCGAUGAAUACGCCGCAGGAACCGCGGAUCUAUUUAAGACUCCAAAUAUGUUGAAAAAAACUUUAAUUAUAUGCGGUUGCUGGUUUGCCAAUUCUGUGGUAUAUUUCGGUCUAUCCCUUAAUACGGGGAAACUUAACGGAAACCCUUACUUUAUCAUGUUUUUGAUGGGUGUGGUGGAACUCCCGAGUUACGUUAUUAUUAUGUAUCUUUUAGAUAGGGUCGGGCAUAGAGCUCUCAUUAGUACAAUGAUGUUGUUAGGUGGAAUAUCAUGUGUGGUUGUAGUGGCUCUGCCUCAUGGACACUCGUCGGUGACAGGUGUUGUAAUGAUCGGGAAACUUUUUAUAUCCGGUUCUUACUCGAUCGUUUAUAAAUAUUCUGCAGAACUGUUCCCUACUGUAGUCCGUAGUUCAGGGGUAGGUCUCGGGAGUAUGAGUGCCAGUAUAUCUGGUGCUCUCACUCCUCUCAUUAGUUUGCUCGAUUCUCUGAAUCCUAAAGUCCCUACUAUUAUAUUUGGCUUUUUAGCACUCCUGUCUGGAUUUUCUACGUUCUUCUUACCGGAAACAAAUGGACGUAAUCUGCCACAGUCUCUGGAAGAUGGUGAAAGGUUCGGGAUUGGCGAUACUUGUUUUACAAACUGUACCGGUCGGAGAAUGAGUGAAGGAUCAAUUGAUUUACCAGAGACGAUGGUACCUCUAGAAAUUAUGGAGAAAAAACCAUGAUAUUAGCCUUAAUAAUAUUCUAUUAUAAUGUUAUUUACAGUACAGAACUAUGGAAGAUACUAGAACGUACUGUAUAGAAUCAUCAAACACUAGAAAAAGCUAAAUACUUGCCAUAUUGUCGCUAAGAUCUGAUAAAACCAGUGAUUUGUUUUACAUAAAUAUGAUUAGUGAUAUAAUAAAAAUAGAUAAGUAUGCGACAAAUACACGUAGGUACGUACGUACGUACUACCUACACCUGUAAAGUACAACCUCAAUUUUUUAAAAUUAUUUUUAACUAGGUACCUAUAUACAUUUAUUGUGUCUAGAUGUCUUACAGGUUGUAGAUGUAGUACUUACACAAUCUAGCAGGAAAACUUAUCAAAAUUAUAUAACUAAGCAAACAUGUUCCAGAAUGAUGAUAAUAAUAAGUAAUAUACAGGUCUAAUUUAUAUGUAUCAGUCGAGAUCUGUUAGGUGUAAGUAUAAAUAAUUUUACUUAUGUUUUUCCAGUAUGUGCAGUGCCGAGAUAGUCAACUUACUUCAUGUUAGCAAUCUGUGUCGACAUGGAGUAGGUAUUUAAUAUUAAGUAUAACUAGACUAAAAGAAGAAUACAUUUGUACUUUUAAAAUAAUUUAUUAUCUAUUGCAUUUCGAAAUCGGUUUGCGUAAUUUUUAUAUUAGAGUAUAUUAUGGGAUUUUAUAUCUGUGCUAACGAUCUAGUCAAGUUUAGCAUUAAUUAUAUCUCAAUGAUUGAGAAUUUUUAUGGACUAGAUAUAAACGUUGGAAUUACUUUUCUAUAAAAUGUAAAAAAGAAUUUAAAUUAAUACUUAUAACUGAGUAAUGCGGCAGGAAAAGCAGUAUAUAGUUAACUUCUACCUAUUUCAGUCACUGCCUAAUUCAUUGCAUAACAUAACCAUUAUGGUAUACCUUGGAUACCUACUUAAGUACUCUAUACCCUAGGGUAAAUAUGUAGGAAUUACAUACAUAGGAUUUUAUUAUACCUAUGUAGAAAUUAUACAGGGUAAGUUUUUGAACACUGCUCAAUUUUUUACAACAUGUAAAAAAAUUUCAUGCUAAGCUCGAGCUGGUUAGGUAAUUUGUUUGAGAAUCUGUGUUGUAAAUCAACUAUAAUAAUAACUUUAAUCACCAAAAAAGUACAAUAGUUUGACAGAAUAAUUUUAGAAGGUAGAUUUACAAUGUAUAAGUUAGUUGGACUAUGGACUCUGCACUAAGCGAAGCUUGUAUCGCAGCUACAUCAUUUAAAUUUUCUCAUAAAAUAGUCUGUAAAGUACAUAAUAGAGAGAAGGAAUGCUAGUCGAGUUUCAAAAUGAGGUCAUAAUAAAUAGUGACACUGAAUUAUUUAUAUCUACUUGUACAUAAUUUGGGUUCACAAUCACCUUGUACCUAUGUCUAGUUGAAAGAUAAUUUAUUUUGUUUACACGAGAAAUUCAUUAUUAUCAUGUUGUUUUUGUGAACUAGUAUAAAAAAUAUGCAAUGGAAUGUAGUGCUUGUAUGAUUUCGAAUCAAAACAUUUUGUUUUCACGUAAUACUUCCUUUAAAGGCACCUAAUUGGACAUUAUUAUUACAUACGAUUUAAUCGAUAGAAAUGUAGAAUAAAACGGUAAGGGCAAUGGACGAUUUCGAAUCCAGAAUUACCUAUUUAGUCAUUAUCACUUAUCUGUAAGAGAUAUACUUAUGUUGAGUCAUUUUAUAGUAUAUGUAUAUCUGUAUUGUUUACAAACCGUUUACUAUAAUUUUGUUAAAAAUAUGUUCAUUUAAGUUUUUCUUAGUCUUUUGUGUUAUUAAAACACGUAGAACUUUACACAAUGGUCAUAGAGACGAAUUUGCAAUGAUUUUAAAUAGCUUGAUGCUAUUGACUGUACUUUCAAUUUAAAAUUACAUUGUAUUAUUCCACAAAAUUGCCAUGUUAUCAUAAAUUACUUUUUCAACAACAAAAAUACAUGCAUUUAAUUAGAAUUGAGGCCUUUUGUUAUUUUUAUUAAGCUUAUAUUCAACUUUCCUAAUUUUCAAGCUUACCUAAAUGAUUAUUUUUUAUUUUGAAAUAAAAAAAAUACUUACA